GGUAGCUUGAUCUAAUCAGGUCGAUGGUAUGAUCUUGCAUUAGCCGUUCAGUUUAAACGAUGAUGGAAACAGGGAUCCACCUCACUACCCGCCUUGAUUCCAUUCCACGUUUUCUUCUUUCUGUGCUGAUCGCCGGCGUCUUAAUUUCGCUUUAAUUUUAAAAGAGAGAACAAAUUAUAUGGUUUUUUCUUUUAUUAUAAAAGGUUUUCGAAAUUACUCCCGCUGGUAGCGACAAUUUUCACAAUGGCCAAUCACUCCUCCUCUUACCCAAUCCUUCACGCUUCCUUCAAUCAAAACAACAGUGGUUUUGUAAUAAGCACCCCAGAUGGUUUCAAAAUAUUCGAUCCAAACACCGGACGACUCUGCUACGAACGAGCUGUUGGAGGUUUCAUUAUUGUUGAAAUGCUGUAUAGUUCUAGUCUUCUCGCCAUUGUUGGGGCCGGUGAACAGCCAUCUUUAUCUCCACGCCGUCUCUGUUUGUUCGAUACAAAAACCAAUGCUCCUCUCCGGGAAAUGACUUUCCUAACUUCAAUUCUUGCUGUUCGCUUAAAUAGGAAAAGACUUGUUGUGGUUUUGAAAGAAAAAACCUACAUAUAUGACUCAAACAGUCUUGCAAUAUUGGAUACUAUUGAUACUGUGCCAAAUUUAAAGGGACUUUGUGCAUUCUCCCCUAGUUUGGAUGGUUGCUUCUUGGCUCUUCCUGCCAGUACGACCAAAGGAUCUGUAUUAGUGUACAAUGUCAUGGAGCUCCAGUCACAUUGUGAGAUAGAUGCCCACCUGUCUCCUUUGGCUGCAAUUGCUUUAUCUUCCAAUGGGACAUACAUUGCAACAGCAUCUGAACAGGGAACCAUAAUCAGAGUUCAUCUGGUUUCAGAAGCAACUAAGUCAUAUAGUUUUCGGAGAGGAACAUACCCAUCAAACAUAUUUUCAUUGUCAUUUGCACCAUCAUUGCAACUUCCAGAUAUUCUUGCAGCGACAAGUUCUUCAGGUUCUGUUCACAUCUUCUCUCUGGGGUUUGAUACAAAUCAGAGGAGCAAAAAAUCAAGUAGUUUUCUUGGAUCAAUCUUACCUGAUUCUGUGAAUGAUGCACUAGAUCCAGCUAACCAUCAUGUGCUUCACAAUGCUGUUUCUGCAGGAGUCAGAAGAGCCGUCAUAUCCUUGAUAACGUACAACGGCUACUUUCAGGAAUAUACCUUGAGUAUCAACAACCAGAACGAGUCUUCAUGGAGCCUGGAGCGCGAAUUCAACCUUCUGUCAUUUCAUGAUCGAAAUCUUGCAGCGCGGCACCUCUGAUCUCCAGUCCUUGUUGUAGGUAUACACUGUUGCUACUUGCUGAUACAUUUGAAAAUGAAAGGAGACGUAAUGUUGUAAUCAUGUAAUGCAUAUCUUGAGCAGUGUUAAAUUAUUACACUUGCACAGAAAGAUGAAGACCUCAGGAAAUCGGAAGGAUUAAUGUAUAUAAAUGUAAAUAAAUCAACAGCUUACAAUAUUUUGUUAAUAUUGCCACUACAGGAAUGUGAUGUAAAGGUAAGCAAGCUCUCAGACAAUGGCUGAAGGAGAUAAUAAAAGGUUGGUAUAAUUAUACUCUAAACUCCAAUUAACUUAAAAUUGUUAACUUAAAGCAAUAAUUAAAGGAUUAUCUGCCUAAUUUUUAUGCAAUAAUUAAUCAAAUUUUUCAUGAAACAUUUUGGAGUAGAAUAUUCAGUGAUACCAUAACUUCAUUCAACAUACUAUAUAUAAUUACUGAUCAUCUCAUAUUUAGCAGGGUAGGAAGAGUACUAUGGGCCUGCAUUCCAUACAUCUAAUCAUGAUUAUUUAAUUAAUUAAUUUAAAAUUAUUAAACAAUAAAGAAAUAAUUAAUUUAUGAGUUAUGAUCAAAACAAUAUUGCUCUUAGUAAAAUUUAUUGUUUUACGAACUUCUAGAACUUUCAAAAUUUUGUGUUUUAUUGAUAGUAUAUGAUAUGAUUCGAAUUGGUUGUUAAACUAUAGGCAAAUACAAUCAAAGUAAAAAUAUUUUUUUGUAACAAAUAAUUUAGGUCAUUCGCUCGCUUUCCGGAUAGGAAGAUAUUUAUAGAUCUCUUCACAUUUGUCAUUUAUCAAAAUAAAUAGUAUUUUUUUUUCUUGAACUUCCAAAUUGGAGCCUUCAAAUCCAAACUUUGAAGCGUUCUCCUGGAAAUUAAAAAAGAAAAAUUUCAUUAGUCUAGAUCUUAAGCUUUGUAAUUUCUUUGAUUCAAAAUAUAAAAUCAUGAGUUUAUCUUAUGAUGAUUUU
Molecule: messenger RNA, 2269 nt
Organism: Durio zibethinus
Lineage: Eukaryota; Viridiplantae; Streptophyta; Magnoliopsida; Malvales; Malvaceae
Source: RefSeq, a predicted model, not a curated record